AUGCUUGCCGAUCUCCGAGUCCUUCACGUACCGUCUUCGGACACAAAUGUCGUGCCACCCGUCGUGCUCCAGCUCGGCGCAGAUCGCUACCUCUUCAACGUCGGCGAGGGAACCUCCAGAUCAUCUACCCAACGCAAAGCAAACCUCAGCCGCGUCUCCAACAUCUUCGUCUCGCGCGUAGGAUGGGAGACCAUCGGCGGCCUUCCGGGCGUCCUCAUGUCCAUGGCCGACGGUCAGCGCACCUCCGAAGCGCUCCAUGGCCCUCAAGGUCUGCGCUACGCCCUCGCAACGAUGCGAUCAUACGCAAAGAGAGACAUCAUGAAGCUCAACAUUCACGAAGUCGACGCCACCGCUUCCUCGGAUGGCGCACAUUCGCAUCCCACACUCAGCCCCAUCUUCAGCGACGACAACCUCGCCGUCUACGCCGUCCCACUCCAACCCACCACAGCGCAGCACAGGCCAGCAAAGAAGCCCAAGCUUGCCAACGGUCACUCUUCCGCUCAAGCCUCGCCUGCCACCCUCCAAAAGCUCGAACAGCUCUGGCGCAGGCCGGACUUCUACCCAUCCCAGCUUCAACCAGAGGAGGCGCAAGCCUGGAUCCAGCUCGUUUCGGACAGCAUCUUCAACGACUCGCUCCUCCGCAAGCGUCAACAGCAGCAAGAAGUCGGCUCAAAACUCGUCUCUUCCAUCCAAGACGUCGAGAUGGAUGAUGCCACCUCCCAACCACCCGCCACAACCGCCACAUCCAAUCCUUCCCGCACUCCGUCAACUUGGCGCCCACCUCUCUCCCCAGCAUUCGUCAUGCGCCUCCUCCCCAAACCUCACGUCGACUCGCGCAACCUGUCCCAAGAUCGUUUCGACCCAGCCGAGGGCGGUCAAGCGUCCGUGCUUGCAUACAUCUGCCAGGCUCACGAACAGAGAGGCAAGUUCGAUCCUCUCAAGGCCACUCAGCUGGGCGUGCCCCCAGGUCCUUCCUUCGCCGCCCUCACCAGAGGCGAAGACGUCUCCCUCCAGCGUCCCACCUCUUGGCCCACAAUGUCGGCCGACGACAGGCAAAAGUGGAUGCAGCAUCAGAGAGCCGCUUCCCGAAACGCUGCCUCGAAGGGCAAACCAAAGCCAUCCAAACCCAACGCCAAGCCCGACAACAAGGACACGCCAGAGGCCCACCCGGCCGCCUGGAACGACCUCGAAGACGUCCUGGUGCGCUCCACCGACGUCAUGGGAGCCUCGCGCGCUGGCGCCGUCGUCUUUCACAUUUACCUCCCCUCGGCCGCCUACAUCGACGACCUGCUCAGCAACGACGUCGCCACCGCCUUUGCACCCUACACAGCCGAAUCCAACCGUGACGCCGCCCAGGAGCAGUCGCACACUCCGCACGCCAUCGUCCACGCCGUACCCCUCGACGUGCUCAACGACACUCGCUACCAGUCCUGGAUGCAAAGCUUCGGCCCCGACUGCAACCACAUCAUCGCAAAUGCCGACGUAUGCGCCAACAAGCUCAUGUUCCCUUCCAGCGCCACCAUUCCGCUCCGUCUGUCCAAACUCGACGACGUCAUGUUCAAGGUGCCUCAGUACCAGCUGACGCCCCGACAUCCACUGGCAGAGCUCUCCACCGCCUUGAAUCUCAAGCUCGCGGCGGCCGAGGCGGACCAGGUCAUCCAGCUGCAUCCGCGUGGCCAGCCUCGAAUCUACGCCUCGGGCGCUCCGGACUUUGAUUUCCAGCUCGACUCGCAAGAGGCAGAAAACUUCGCCGCUUUCCGAGUCGAGACCGUCGAGGAGGACGACAAGCAGCUUCAACAACUCGCCAAAGCAAAGGCGAAAAACACCGCCAACGCCAAGUCCAAACCGCAGGGCCACUCGGACAACGCCGCUAAUAGCGAGGAUGGCGCAGCUCGCAGCGUGCGUCUUCGAGAGGCACGCAAGACUGCAUGGCAAGAGUACCUCGAUGUAAUCAAGACCAUCAAGGCGGCAAACCAAAACGGCUCGAUCAAAGAGCCAGCCACCGCGCCCGACCAAGAUGUGCUGGUCACCACUCUGGGAACGGGCUCUGCAGCACCGAGCAAGUACCGCAACGUCAUCUCGACGCUCCUCCAGACGCCAUCCUCGGGAACUAUCCUGCUCGACGCCGGCGAGUCCACCUAUGGCUUGCUGCGCCGCAAGUUUGGAUGUCGCAGAGACGGCACCGCCGCGCAAAGUGGCUCGUUGAAGGAUCAGGACGUCGACGACAUUCUCCGCGACCUGCGAGUCCUUUUCAUCAGCCACAUCCACGCCGAUCAUCACAUUGGCCUCAUUCGCUUGCUGUUGGAACGCAGGAAGCUGCAGCCAGCCGCGGACAAGCCGCUCUACCUGGUGGCAACUGCAUUCGUGCACAACUACCUCGAGGAGUACGAGCAGAUCGAGCGGCUCGGUCUGGACGAGGAUGUCAUCUUUGUGCUCAACCACCAUCUCGACUACAAGACCGGCGUCGAUCCAAACCCUUCAGCCGCCGCAGAUGCUGCCACGACGGCCGCCAAAGGCUUCGGUCGCGACGCGCGUGCCCGAAGCGAGCACCUCGCACACGUUGAGCGCAUCAAGGAGCUGACUGGUCUCUCGCACAUCCACACUGCACGUGUGGACCACCGUGGCUCGCACUGCUACGGCCUCGUGGUGCGACACGCUACCGAGGGCUGGUCGGUGACCUACUCGGGCGACACGCGACCUGCGCCCGAGCUGAUUGCGGCGGGCCGCGACUGCACGCUGCUCAUCCACGAGGCGACGCUGGAGGACAGCGAGCUGGAGAUGGCCAUCGGCAAGGGCCACUCGACCUUCGGCGAGGCGAUCCGCGUGGGUCACGAGAUGGGCGCGGCCAAGAUUCUGCUCACGCACUUUUCGCAGCGGUAUCCCAAGAUGGCCAGGUCGUCGCUGUUUGCCAUGAGCGACAGCGCACAGGGCAAGCGCGUGCCGAUCGCGCUGGCGUUUGAUAUGGUCACGUAUCCGCUCAGCCAGUUCGAGCGCAUUCAGAGCUACACGCCUGCCAUGGAGGCGCUGUUUGCUGCCGACACCGAGGCAGAGGCCGAGGAGGGGUCAGCCGCGGCCAACGAUGCGGACGGCGACAAGGGCAAGGCGAACGGCAGCUCGAGCGCCAAGGGCGCUGCGGUGGCUGCUUCGGUUAGCGUUGUGGCAGCGACCACUGGCGAGUCGUCGGACGGCAAGACUGGGACGCAAGACGGCCAAGCGUCGCAACAGGCCAAUGCAGUGCAAGCAUGUGACGAGCCAAGCUCCGGCGAAGCGUACGUGCGCAAGGGCCUCAAGCCUACCGAGUGGCGGUACCUGGGGCUUUGCAUUUCGGCGGCGCGCGCGUCGGGGGGAUCGCUAACGACGGUGCUGCCUACGUUGGUGGUGGAGUUGGUGCAGCAAGCGCAGACGGGCGCGAUGGGCGUCACGGGCGGCGCGUACAAUGUGGACGUUCUCUCGACGCAUCCUUCGCCGUGUGAGGAGGAAGCGGCUUGGCAUGCACUGCUGCGAGUCGACGCCCGCCACGCGCAGGACCUCGCCACGUCGCUCACGCUGCUGACUGCACCUGCGAUCAACAACGUUCGACUCAAGCUGCGCGUGGUCGGACCCACAACGACGAUCCAAACCACCAACAGUCUACUCAACUAA
Molecule: messenger RNA, 3642 nt
Organism: Moesziomyces aphidis
Lineage: Eukaryota; Fungi; Basidiomycota; Ustilaginomycetes; Ustilaginales; Ustilaginaceae
Source: the annotation of a GenBank genome assembly